GGUUAAAAGAAGCUUAAGGCCAACACAAAGGUAAAGAAUAUAUAUUAAUACAUAUAGGCAAUAUAAUAUUUUCCCUUACUGAUGCCUAAGAUGAAACUUUCUGGCUAAAAGCAACAAAGCACCCCAAGCACACACACAAAACCACCCUAAGGGAGUACAACAUCAUUAUAUGACCAUACUAUCGACAAAUGCUUAGGACCUUGCAAAGAUCCAUCAAAGCUCCGUCCAAGAUGGUCAUAGAUCCAAACUUGGUGCAGAGAAUUGCUGCGAGGUAUCGCAUGCCACCGGAAUGGCACAAGCACUCGCAAACGUUAACUGCAUGGCCAAAUCACGCCUCUAUUGUAGACACGGAAAUACUUCGAAAAGCGCGCGCGGAAGUCUCGGCUCUUUCCGAUGCUAUUUCCCGCUUCGAGCCAGUCACGUUGUUUGCCCUCCCAGAAGACGUCGAUGAAGCAUCGAAAACAGUGUCUGAUAACGUCACUGUGCGACCACUGAGCGUAAGCGAGCUUUGGGUCCGCGAUACAGGGCCGAUCUUUGUGCAUGGAACGCAAAAUGGUUGUUCUACUGGGCUCAAGCUGAAUUUCAAUUACUGGGGAGCGAAGAUACCAUCUACUGGUGAUGAAGCGGUUGCUGCGAAUGUCGAGAUUCCAGAAGGUUCAGUCAUAGAGCGUAAGGAUGAAGAAGACAGAAGUGUGCCCGAAGGAAAUGCCAUACCUAUUAUUGACGCUGGCUUCACCAGUGAGGGCGGCGCGAUUGAAGUCGAUGGAGAUGGAACCCUUCUGGCGACUGAGAGCUCCAUCGUCAACGCGAACCGUAAUCCCGGGAAAUCGAAGGAAGAGCUGGAAAAAGUAUUCUCGAAAUACUUCGGAAUCGAUAAGGUGAUCUGGCUUGUUGGGGUCAAGGGCUAUGAUAUUACUGACUUCCAUAUCGAUGCCUUCGCAAGAUUCAUCAAAAAGGGCCAGGUUCUUCUCAGCAGACCUUCUGAACGUGCUGAUCCGCGGGUCAUUCAAGCCUACAAAGAGGCCAAAGAAACUUUGAGAAACGCAACAGAUCGUCGUGGAAGACAAUUGGAAGUCUUUGAAGUUGAAGAGCCCUAUCCCAAUGAUCUCCCAGGUGAACAUUGGGAUCAUUUGGAUGUGACUGUUGCUUCAUACGUCAACUACUACCUCCCCAACGGAGGUCUCAUCAUGCCGCGCUUCGGAGUUGGAAAGCUUGAUGAUGAUGCCUACGAAUUGUUUCGCCAGCGCUUUCCAGAUCGGGAGAUUGUUCAGGUUGAUCUGAAUACCCUUCCCAAGCUUGGUGGAGGAAUUCACUGUGCCACGCAGCAAGUGCCGAUGGAGGAUUCGAUGGGGAGGAGAAUACGAAGAGGGGAAUUGAGGUUCUAAUGUUGCGACUUACGCACUUAAAGAGAGAAUGGUAAGCAGUGAUAACGGCCAUCUGAGGGCCAACUUCGGAUAGUAUUGGCUUUCCUUAAAUUUAUACUCAACUCAAGUUCAUAACUUAAUUCUUUUCGAGAAUGACAAGGAUGACGUGGAAGGUUUUAACAGCAGGGCCAAGGGAUACA
This is a messenger RNA of Fusarium redolens, 1564 nucleotides long. RefSeq lists its product as uncharacterized. NCBI's taxonomy places the organism in Eukaryota, Fungi, Ascomycota, Sordariomycetes, Hypocreales, Nectriaceae. Gene Ontology annotation, molecular function: protein-arginine deiminase activity; agmatine deiminase activity. The transcript is spliced from 2 exons. Bases 189 to 1385 code for a protein of 398 amino acids. The record is from RefSeq and is a predicted model, not a curated record. Gene Ontology annotation, biological process: putrescine biosynthetic process.